Molecule: messenger RNA, 1011 nt
Organism: Postia placenta MAD-698-R-SB12
Lineage: Eukaryota; Fungi; Basidiomycota; Agaricomycetes; Polyporales; Adustoporiaceae
Exons: 8
Coding region: 1-1011 (336 amino acids)
Cellular component (GO): cytosol
Molecular function (GO): 3'-5'-DNA exonuclease activity
Source: RefSeq, a predicted model, not a curated record
AUGCCUGUCACUGUCGUUGCUGCUAAGCCCACGGGGGAAGUCAAGGGCAACUUCAGAUUCAUCGUCAACCUCACCGAUCCUGUGUUUCGAGGAUUUCACCAUGGGAGAAAGAAACACGAUGAUGACCUAGAAGCGGUGCUGGAACGCUCACGCGCAGCGGGCGUGAGAUCUAUGAUAUUGACUGGCGGCAGUCUGCAUGAAUCUAGGGAAGCCUUGGAGCUCGCAAAGCAGCACGACUUCUAUGCUACAGUCGGCUGUCAUCCCACGCGUUCCAAACAAUUUGAUCAGUUCAAGGGCGGGCCAGAGGCCUAUCUUGCCGCGCUAGACCGUCUCAUCGGGGAGAACAUGAAGGGCAAGGGAAGGGUUGUUGCCGUAGGGGAAUGCGGACUAGAUUACGAUAGAACCCACUUCGCAUCCCCAGAGGUGCAGAAACGCCAUUUCCGUUCUCAAUUGACAUUGGCCAAAAAGUAUCACUUGCCACUGUUCCUUCAUUCUCGUGCGGCGCAUGCAGAUUUUGUGAGAAUACUGCGUGAAGAAGGCUUCGGAGAGAACGGAGGGAGGAACGUUGGCGCGAACGGCGGGGUAGUCCACAGUUUCACAGGGACGACCGAGGAAGUGGUAGAACUUAUGGAUAUGGGCUUUCAUAUAAGCGUCAAUGGCUGCGGGAUGAAAACAGCAGACAAUCUCACAGCGGCAAAGGCAAUACGCCCAGAGAAGAUCAUGUUUGAAACAGACGCGCCAUGGUGCUCGAUGACAUCCACGCAUGCGUCAAACCCGCAUCUGUCUCAGCUACCUGCCAACCUGCGCGCGCUGUACUUCCCGCAAGCGAUGAAACCUGAAUCGUUCGUAUACGGACGGCCUGUCAAAGGCCGAAAUGAGCCAAGUGCGGUUGGAGGCGUGGCCUGGGUGGUCCAUCGAUUGAACGAAGGCGUACCGCUCGAGAAGGUGACGGAGAAGGCAUGGAAGAACACGAUUGAGUUGUUCGGGCUGCAUGAACUGGCCGAGAAGUAG